Messenger RNA from Micropterus dolomieu (smallmouth bass), 2106 nucleotides. RefSeq names its product proline-serine-threonine phosphatase interacting protein 2 (gene pstpip2). The transcript has 14 exons. NCBI's taxonomy places the organism in Eukaryota, Metazoa, Chordata, Actinopteri, Centrarchiformes, Centrarchidae. Gene Ontology annotation, biological process: actin filament polymerization. The record is from RefSeq and is a predicted model, not a curated record. Gene Ontology annotation, molecular function: actin filament binding. Gene Ontology annotation, cellular component: plasma membrane; cytoplasm; actin filament. Bases 85 to 1098 code for a protein of 337 amino acids.
CUGGCUUUACUAAACGGAAAUAGUCGCUUUCAGUCCGCCAGCAGGCCUGUUGAGACGCUGCCUUCCUGUCCUUUUCAAACAGUUAUGAAAAACCUCCAUUUCAAGGAUUUCUUCUGGAACUCUGACCUGACGUGCACUGGCGGCUAUGAUGCAAUCAUCCAGUAUCUCAACGAUGGCAAGAGGACAUGCAAGGAGGUGGAGGAGUUCAUGAAAGCCAGGGCAUCAGUUGAAGAGAAGUAUGCCAAAGACCUCCUUGGUUUGUCCAAGAAGGUGUGCGGACACAAUGAGAUGAACACAUUGAAAAGAUCCCUGGACAUGUUCAAAUUACAGACUGAACAUGUGAGUCUAUCACACUUACAACUGGCGCAGAGCAUGAGGGAGGAGGCCAAGAAAGUGGAAGAAUUCAGGGAAAAACAAAAAGAAAUGAAGAAAAAGAUAGAACAACAAAUGGAUGUUCUCCACAAACAGAAAUCUUCACAGUUCAAGAAGACAAUGGAUACAAAGAAGACAUACGAGCAGAAGUGCCGAGAUAAAGAAGAAGCAGAUCAGAACCUAAACCGAAACACCAACACCAACAACACCAAGCAAUUAGAGAAGCUCAACUCAAAAGCACAGCAAGCAAAACAGAAUGCAGAAGAAGCAGACAGGUUAUACCUGCAGAAUGUGACCACAGUGGGAAAGAUUAGAGAUGAAUGGCUAAAGGAACAUGUCAAGGCCUGUGAGCUGUUUGAAAAACAGUCAAUGGAGCGUAUUAACUUUCUGAGAAACGCAGUCUGGACUCACCUCAACCAACUUUCCCAGCAGUGUGUGACCAGUGAUGAGCUGUAUGAGGAAGUGAGGAAAUCACUGGAAAAGUGCGACGUCCAGGAAGAUAUUGAACACUUUAUAAACCUCAGACAGACGGGGGAUAAACCACCAGCUCCAGUUCUGUAUGAGAACUUCUACAGUGGUCAGAGGUCUCCAACUGGAGCUCCACCCUCUCGACUGCCUCCAUCAAUCAUCAGAAGGCCGGCAUUGCCUAAUCCAACAAACAACAGUAUGGAUGAUGCAAUCUACUCAACAGUGCAGGACACAGGGUACAGCGUCAUCCAAUACUAACACAAAGAUCUGUUGAUGGAGUUUUUGUACAUCCUGUGCAGAGCUGGAGCUUUGCCAUGUCCAUGAGGGUUACUUAAGUCUCAUCAUUUCCUCCUAUGUGAUUUCUUGUUAAAAUAAAGUCCAGUGUCAUAACUGUGUGCAUACAUAUGUUUCGGUGAGGUUGUGUGGUAUUUCUAAUGAAAAUAUCACAGUGUUAUAAACACAGGAAAUUUUUUUAUUCUUAGGUUCUUUUGGGCCUUUUUUACAGUAAAAAGUGACUAAAAUUGGGAUUGUUGCUCAGCAUUUUGAGGAUAAUAACAUUCUGUAAAAUUAGAGAAAAACAAUAAACAUAAAAUAGUGACAUCCUGCUAAUUGCUGUGAAAAUGUAAGAAGUCAUUUCCACUGCCAACAUAUAGAGCCUAUUUAUUACCAACAUGUUUAUAAUAUGCAAGGAGGCAUCUUCUACAUACUUGCAUAUUAAUUUAUCUUCAGUAUAUUUUGUAUUUAUUUUUGUGGAAGUAUUCUUCUCUCAUAUUUUAAAUAGAUUAACAAAAUAAGUGUCAUCUGCUUGCUUGUUUUCAUUUCCCUUUUAGAUGUGAGAGUAGCAUGUCAGCUGACAGGGAACUUGGAUAAAGUGAUUGGAACCUAAAGACUCACGUACACUCUUAUGCAGUGUACAGAGCAUACAGAUAACUACAGAAAAAUAUAUAGUUUCUCUGUAGUUAUCCGGUGAAAGUCUUGUUCUUUGUCACUCAACCUGCGUCUCAAUGUUUCGUCUUGCUACAGUCAUGUGCUGAACAACAGGGUAAUCUUCUGUUGUAAGAAAGUUAAAUUAGAUUAAGCUCUCUGCCCUAGAUAUGUCUAAAUACUUGAGGAGGAUUGUUGGAAUAUUUGCACUUUGAUUUUGCUUUAUUUAUGUUGUCAACAAAUCAUUUUUGUGGACUGCAGGAGUAUAGAGGGAUUCUAUGGUAUUUCACUUUGCAGCUGAUCUGGAGUUAGUUUUGUAUAAAUAAAAUGAUUAUGAAAGUU